Priceomyces carsonii is the source of this 666-nucleotide messenger RNA. RefSeq lists its product as uncharacterized. Lineage: Eukaryota; Fungi; Ascomycota; Pichiomycetes; Serinales; Debaryomycetaceae. The transcript has a single exon. The coding region runs from base 1 to 666 and encodes 221 amino acids. The record is from RefSeq and is a predicted model, not a curated record.
AUGACCCAGAAGACCAACUCUAGUGCCCUUUUGACAACAAUGUUUUCAAAAAAUGCUUUCAAUGAGUACAAGAACGAUUUCAACAAUAUUAUAGUCGAAAGAGUACUUCUGCCAAAUGAAGUGCUUGAAGAAGGCAACGAGAAAUUCCUUAAAGAGUUCUCAUUUGAAAAAGAGCUGUCUAAGAUGAGAUGCGGAAUAGGUUGGCCGACUAUCAGUGAGUUAACUUCAUCGUAUGAGCCCUCUUCAAUAAGUAAAUUAGGAAGACUCCUUAUUGGGCAUUUAAGGUCGCAGGGCAUAAUUGAGCAGAGUACCCAAUUCAGCGAUAAAGCACACAAGGGGUCAUUGAAACCACAGCUAAAACCCAAGAGGUAUUACUGUGAUAUAGAUUUUUCUGUUACCCAUGGACAUGAAAAUUUUGCAAUAAAAUUGCUGGUGAUAUAUGAGCAGAAGGUAGAAAGAUACAACACUGGGAAUGGUGGUGCUUUUAUCUCAAACGAACAGUUAUUGGACUAUUUGAAAGCUAAGUUGGUGUUUAGCAAAAGCAACAUGGAAUUUGAUAGGAAAGUUCAUUCGAUGUUGAAAAUUGUAUCUGUAACAUGUCAUAUCAAUGGGCUCGAAUUAGAGCUCUGUGAGCUCUGUGAUGACGAUGAUGUCUCGCCGGAAUAA